AUGCCCGAGCCGCCGGCGCCAUCGCCAUUCCACCAGGCAAGUAAUCGAAAGCAAUGCUUUCUGAAUGUGCGGUUUCGGCUGCUGGUGGGGAUUGGAGGUGGAGCACCAGCUCUGCUGAGCAAUGAUCUGCUCGAGGAUCUUCAUCUUGGAGAUGUCGUUGUUAGCUGCCCAGGAGUCAACCAUGGUACGGGAGUGGUCCAAUAUGACUUCGGCAAAACUAUCACAGAAGGCAACUUUAUCAAGACUCGGACAAUCAACAGGCAGCCCGCGCAGAUAAUGUCCGCGGUUGCGAAACUCAAUGCCGAACACCUUGCAAGGGGGAAUUCAAUCUGCACUGCACAUGAUUAUUAUUCGACGCAGACUACAAUCAUAAUAAAUCUGGAGAGAACUGUGAACAGUGUGACACACGACGGUUACUCACGCGGAUCUCGAGAGACGAGGGAACCUGUCGUUCAUUAUGGCCUCAUUGGCUCAGCAAAUAGGGUUAUGAGGGAUGGGAUCACGCGAGAGACGCUCCGACAGGAACAUGGAAUUCUUUGUUUUGACAUGGAGGCUGCAGGAUUGGUGGACAAUUUCCCAUGCCUUGUUAUACGAGGGAUUUGUGAUUACUCUGACAGUCACAAAAACAAGCGCUGGCAGCCAUAUGCUGCCGCGGCUGCUGCCGCAUAUGCGAACGAGCUUUUGAAUAUCGCACCUCCUGUUGUUUGA
Molecule: messenger RNA, 708 nt
Organism: Histoplasma mississippiense
Lineage: Eukaryota; Fungi; Ascomycota; Eurotiomycetes; Onygenales; Ajellomycetaceae
Exons: 4
Coding region: 1-708 (235 amino acids)
Biological process (GO): nucleoside metabolic process
Molecular function (GO): catalytic activity
Source: RefSeq, a predicted model, not a curated record